UUCAAAAUGGCGACCGGAGGGGUGAGCCAAAGUUCGAAAGAGGAAGACGCAUUUCAUCGAAUAUCACCUCAUCGAACUGCGGGGAUACAUUCCAACGAAGGCCAACCUGAACAAAAUACAGAGCUUCCAGUUUCAUCGAAAAGUGAAAGUGAAAUCGAUCAAAAUGAAAAAUGUACCACAGAGAUCAAUGAAAACAGUAUUAAGAUGACAACAUGUCUUCAACCCAACAGUCCACCUAACAGUAUUAUAUUACAUAAGGAUCUUCCAAACAGUACAAAUUACAACGAUACAACUAGUACAACAGAAAUUGAUUGCUAUAGCAACAAGAGGACUACUAUAGCAACCAGCACCAUAGUGACUCACAACGAAUCAACUCAUGCAGUAGAUACUGUAACUAAGAGUAACCAGAGUGCUUCCAUAGCAACUGAAUAUUCUUCCUCAGACUUGCCAAACAAGACACUUUCAGGUGGAAAUCAAAGCCCUAUAAGUGGCAAACAAAGCCCUAUUGGUGGGAAGCAAAGCCCUAUUGGUGGAAAUCAAAGUCCUAUUGGUGGCAAACAAACCCCUAUUGGUGGAAAUCAAAGUCCUAUUGGUGGAAAACAAAGCCCUAUUGGUGGGAAACAAAGCCCUAUUGGUGGAAAACAAAGCCCUAUAGGGAUUAACUCAAGAGAGACUGUGAUAAAAGAGGUUAAAGGACAACAUAAAAAGAUAGACCUUAUAGCUGACAGGAUUAAACUAAACAAAGAAAAAAAUAAAUCUGAAAUGCCGAUUAUGGCUACAGAUGGCGCUAGUAUUGGUAUAGGUGGUGCUGAAAGUCCACACAGAUAUAUGAUAUCCCAGCAUGCAACUGACUCCAUUAAAAGUGAUUAUUCUUCUAGUCUUCCAUAUAGCGUGUCACCGUCACAUACAGUCACCUCAGAGAUUAUCUCGUCACAUGUGACGAGCAGUGGAUAUUUUGUACCAGUGAAAGCAAGUCCAGGGAGAGAUUACCCCGCAGAAACGUAUUCCCUACCAGGAGGCGUUGUCGUACCUCGGAUACACAACACGCACAAUACUGGGAGGGACUCCCCAGGGUCUCGUUGUCAUGUAUACACAGGAUUAAAAGACCCAAGGAGGUCACCAAGUGAUUCUGAGGAAUAUUCCCCAGACAGAAAAAGGAUAAAGUUUGAAGAUGACGGUGAAAAUGGAACAGGGUACCCCUCGACAGUUAGUCCCAGUCAAUUUGCAACUUAUAAUGCAAAAGAGUGUGAGAAAUGUGGAGCGUUUCUGACAGCCUCCGACAGAGAAAGCAGUGCAAGUCCAUCGGCAUUGUGUACGCAUUGUCAGUCUUCCCCCACCCCAAAUGUACAGCAUGAGACAAAUACAGCCUGGAAUGAACAAGCAUUUAUUGUAAGUGAGUGUGGAGGAAAGCAAAUUAUCAGACCUGUCAAUCAGGAACAGUUUGUGCAGUCAGAGCCUAUUGACUUAUCUUCUACUACGGGUCACACCUCUCCCCAGGGUAGUCGACAGAAUGGCUCACCAAGUCCCAGGAACUCCAGAAACUUACUGUCUUUACAGAGAAUAAGUCAAUUCCAACAAAAAAGGACAACCCGUAAUCGAGACACCGAUAGUCCCACCACUCACCAUAGCAACAUGCUGAUACAAGAUCCCAUGUUUCAUAAUUCACAUGAGGUGAUGUCCCACAAUUCCCAGCCACAGGAGGUUAACACCCAUGUAUCCCAUGAUGACCAAGUGGUUUGGAAUCCCACCAAUCAAGUGUCAAAUACAGGGAGGCGGAUUCACAAAUGUGAUUUCAUGAACUGCAAUAAAGUUUACACAAAAAGUUCUCAUUUAAAGGCUCAUAGGAGGACACAUACAGGAGAGAAACCAUAUGAAUGCUCAUGGAAGGAUUGCACUUGGAAGUUUGCACGAUCAGACGAACUUACACGUCAUUACAGAAAACACACUGGAGACAAGCCAUUCAAAUGUUUAAAAUGCAAUCGUGCUUUCUCCCGCUCAGAUCACCUAUCGUUACAUAUGAGGCGACAUUAGCGUUACAAAUGAUGUAACAAUCGUGUUACAUAUUAGGCAACAUUGGUGUUACAUA
Molecule: messenger RNA, 2086 nt
Organism: Owenia fusiformis
Lineage: Eukaryota; Metazoa; Annelida; Polychaeta; Sabellida; Oweniidae
Source: the annotation of a GenBank genome assembly